Pseudophryne corroboree (corroboree frog) is the source of this 415-nucleotide messenger RNA. RefSeq names its product G protein subunit gamma transducin 2 (gene GNGT2). The record is from RefSeq and is a predicted model, not a curated record. NCBI's taxonomy places the organism in Eukaryota, Metazoa, Chordata, Amphibia, Anura, Myobatrachidae. Bases 149 to 358 code for a protein of 69 amino acids. Gene Ontology annotation, molecular function: G-protein beta-subunit binding. Gene Ontology annotation, cellular component: heterotrimeric G-protein complex. Gene Ontology annotation, biological process: G protein-coupled receptor signaling pathway. The transcript is spliced from 2 exons.
GUAAAGAUUUUGUCCUGUUGUGAACUUUACUACACAAACAUCUCUCAGAGUACCGAACCACAGAGUUUGGUUUUUUCAACAUCACUAUUCUUCUGUGACCUAUCUGAGGCUCGUUUUCGGUGUGGCAUACAGUACAUAGAACUGUGGAAUGGCUCAGGACAUGACAGAGAAAGACCUUCUAAAGAUGGAGGUGGAGCAGUUAAGGAAAGAGAUCAAGACAGAAAGGAUAAUGGUUUCUAAAUCUGCACAAGAAAUGAAGACCUUUGUUGAGUCUUUAGCAACAGAAGACCCCUUGCUGAAAGGAGUACCAGAAGAUAAAAACCCAUUUAAAGAGAAGGGUGGCUGUUCUUUGUCCUGACCUCAUUCGAUGGAGCCAUACAAUAAAUUAUAAUAUAUUAUUUCCUUCUCUGUAACA